AUGAACAUCAGCAAUUCACGUUCCUUGACAUCCUUGUCAAAUCUAAGCAAUGGCCUCGCCUCACCACCACCAAGGCAACAUCUUGGCACUUCUGGCUCCUCUAGAAACAUCAAACUCCUGGCUGACACGCUUGACAAGGUCGAGCGUUCCUUAGAACUUUCAGAGGGAAGAAUUGACAAGGCACGUCAAGUGGCAUCGCGUACAAGCUAUGAGGAUGUCAGUUUCAUGCCUGGCGAAGAAGCCAGGCACUCAAAGUCAGGCAACGACGGUCGCCUAGGCAAAUUCGGAAGUCGAAGUGUCAACGAUAUUGCUCACUUGGCAAAUAAAUCUCCCAGAACGUCACCAUUUGGCAGUAGUUACGGAAUUGAGCGUCUUGGAAGAGGCUCAACCACCUCGCAAAAGAGUCCAAGGACCAGUGUUGGAUCCUUGACGGCCAUAGAUCCCUCAAAGUCCAAGAAGGACACCAUUCAAGACGUUACUUCACGUCUCACCGACCCAAACAACUUUCCAUCAGCUACUCGAUCGAGACUCGAGCAAGCUGCGAAAGAAAAAACCUACAACUCGAAUGGUAGUCUGAACUCACUUUCCGGCAAGACCUCUGCCAAGGCUGACGAAGUUGUCAAGAGGCUGACCGAUCCAAAGAAUUUUACGGGAGUUGCAAGAUCCCAAGCUGAUGACAAGAAAGACGGAGAAGGUUACGUCAAUGGAUAUGUCCACCCAAGCACUAACGACAAGGAAAAGAUGAGAACCCAAGGCAAGAUUUCAUUCUUUAACGGCAACAACCCACCAAUGGCAUCUGAGCCUGCCGCCGAGCGAGCACUUCCAGUCGCUCCUGCCGCGGCCACUAAUUCUCCUCAAGCUGGAAUCGCUACCUGGCUAUGA
Synchytrium microbalum is the source of this 882-nucleotide messenger RNA. RefSeq lists its product as uncharacterized. NCBI's taxonomy places the organism in Eukaryota, Fungi, Chytridiomycota, Chytridiomycetes, Synchytriales, Synchytriaceae. The transcript has 6 exons. The coding region runs from base 1 to 882 and encodes 293 amino acids. The record is from RefSeq and is a predicted model, not a curated record.